Sarcophilus harrisii (Tasmanian devil) is the source of this 3456-nucleotide messenger RNA. RefSeq names its product FAM20B glycosaminoglycan xylosylkinase (gene FAM20B). Gene Ontology annotation, cellular component: Golgi apparatus. The record is from RefSeq and is a predicted model, not a curated record. The coding region runs from base 239 to 1468 and encodes 409 amino acids. Lineage: Eukaryota; Metazoa; Chordata; Mammalia; Dasyuromorphia; Dasyuridae. Gene Ontology annotation, biological process: protein phosphorylation. The transcript is spliced from 8 exons. Gene Ontology annotation, molecular function: phosphotransferase activity, alcohol group as acceptor.
GCGGUGAGCGCGGGCGGCCGCGAGCGCGGGCCGGCCCUCCCGGACGGAGGCGAGGCCGCGCCGCGGGCGGCCAUGGAGCGCUACUAGGGCCGGCGGGGCAGGCAGGAGUCCUAGAGGAUGAUUUAGUGAUGGAAUGGACUAGUUCAAAUGUUAGUCAUGAACUCUCCACAUUAAUUGCCAUCUUCUCACUCUGACCGAAGAGAGAGCCUGGGCUGAGGGAUAAGGGAAAGCGGCCACCAUGAAGCUGAAACAGCGAGCUGUCCUACUGGUCAUCCUCAUCAUCAUCUUUAUCUUUACAAAAGUUUUCCUUAUUGACAACUUGGACACGUCAGCUGCCAAUCGUGAGGACCAGCGGGCCUUUCACCGAAUGAUGGCCAGCCUCCGUGUGGAGCUGGAUCCCCGCCUGGAACAUACGUUGCAGUCUCCUUGGGAGAUUGCUGCUCAAUGGGUAGUGCCACGGGAAGUGUACCCAGAAGAGACCCCAGAGCUGGGGGCCAUUAUGCAUGCCAUGGCCACCAAGAAGAUCAUUAAGGCUGAUGUGGGCUACAAGGGCACACAGCUUAAAGCCUUACUGAUACUUGAAGGAGGACAGAAAGUUGUCUUCAAACCUAAGCGGUAUAGUCGAGACUAUGUGGUCGAAGGGGAGCCAUAUGCUGGUUAUGACAGGCACAAUGCAGAAGUAGCAGCUUUUCACUUGGACAGAAUCUUAGGUUUCCGUCGUGCUCCCUUGGUGGUUGGGAGAUUUGUGAAUCUUCGAACUGAGAUCAAGCCUGUUGCCACAGAGCAGUUACUGAGCACAUUUUUAACUCUUGGUAACAACACUUGCUUUUACGGGAAGUGUUAUUAUUGCCGAGAAACGGAGCCCGCCUGUGCGGAUGGAGACCUCAUGGAAGGGUCUGUUACCCUGUGGCUUCCAGAUGUCUGGCCGCUGCAAAAACACCGACACCCGUGGGGCAGGACUUACAGGGAGGGGAAGCUUGCCAGGUGGGAGUACGACGACAGCUACUGCGACGCCGUGAAGAAGACGUCCCCCUACGACUCCGGGCCCCGGCUUCUGGACAUCGUGGACACUGCGGUCUUUGACUAUCUGAUUGGCAAUGCCGACCGCCACCACUACGAGAGCUUUCAGGACGACGAGGGCGCCAGCAUGCUUAUUCUCCUGGACAACGCCAAGAGCUUUGGAAACCCUACUCUGGAUGAGAGAAGCAUCCUCGCCCCUCUCUACCAGUGCUGCAUAAUUCGGGUCUCCACCUGGAACAGGCUGAACUACCUAAAGAACGGUGUGCUGAAGUCUGCCUUAAAGUCGGCCACGGCUCACGACCCCAUCUCCCCCGUGCUCUCUGACUCCCAUCUGGAGGCUCUGGAUCAGCGACUCCUGAGCAUCUUGGCCACUGUGAAGCAGUGCACCGAUCAGUUUGGGACAGACGCUGUGCUGGUGGAGGACAGGAUGACUCUCUCCCACUUGUAAUUUUAGUGGAAAACAAUUGAAACUUCUUUUUACAAAUGAUAGAGAAACAGCACAAAUGAUUCCAAAGGGAUGGAUGGGCAAAGACUGGCAACACGAUCUCUGGCCACAGGGGACGGGCAGCCUUUGGGUCUCGGGCUUUCCCGUGACGAGCUAAAGCACUAACUGAAAGCUUCAGGCCGUCGUGAGGCCCCUGCACGGCCCCUGACAUCGCUGGCACUGCCCCGUUUUGGCGUGUCCAUCUCUAGUAAAGGGCAUCACAAUAAUACCUGGUGUCCAGUUGCAGAGGACUAAUCGAAGCCUGGAGUCGGAACGUGAAUCCCAGAGGGGUUCUGGAGUGUGUGUGUGUGUGCGCUUGUGUGUUUUGGUUGAACCCCUCAGUCCUUCCAUCCUUUGUCCCCUCUGCCUCCCUUCCUUUACUCAUCAUCUAAAGAGACUUGAACGUGUUUCAGAUGCAGUUUCAGCAGUUUGGUUCUCCCUGGAGACGGCAUUCCCCCCUCUUAGAGAGGUGGCCGUGGUGGCGAGCAAAGCCAUCGCCAAGCAAACAGAGCCCACACCUUUGGCGCACGGGGCCCCCCUGCUCUGCCCUUUAGCAAACCCUGUGGUUGCUAGAAUGAAUCUGCCCUCCAAGAACAGAAGCAGGAAGUCACCCUCAUUUAGAGUCAGGUUAGGUUCCUAUGCAUUCGGGAUUCCUGGGAGAAAGAUUCCAUCCACUACUGCAAGAAAUGUAAAAGCUUCCAGCACCGCCCCCGGCGUCUGGAGCACAGGCUUAACUUUUGCCCCAAGCAGGCAGAGGCUUUCCCGGUGAGCAGGAAAACUGGAGAAAGAAGUGAGGGUGGCCCGGCCCGGGCCGGGUCCUCCCUGCGUCUGGAAGAGAGCAGCCCUGGGUGUGGUAGGAGAGCCAUCAGGGACGGCUGGGGUCAGGCGCUCUCAGAGGCCCCGGGCACCUCAGAGAGUCUGGAAUUCCUUUGCCUUUAAGGCUCGGCUCCAUGGGGGAUCCAGAGUCACGGAGACUUCUCAGGCCCUCAGAGGAGAGUGCUCCGGGGCGUCUCUGAGAAAACCCGAUCCCUUCUAGGAACAGUCAGGGCUCCUUUUGUGACAGCCGGACUUGGCAAGGGAUUGUAAUUGGGGGCCUUCGGAAAGACUAGAGAGAACUGGCAGUGGCUUUCCCAACCUUUCGGUUGGAGUCGGCAGCGACGCACGUAGCCUUCAAGGCUCGCUUGUUUCAUAUCCCAUCUCACCCUUCUUCUCAUCUUAUGUCCUGACCCUGCGUCGUGAUAUUCUGGCCGUGUUUCCGUAACUCCAGAUUUGGGGGCCCUCAAGGUUGUUGUCACUAAAGCUUGUGUUUGUAUUCUGGAAAAAAAGGCUCUGGAUGUGUGAGGUAAACGGGCCUGAUGGACUGUCAGCUCCAAGACUAGGCUUGUAUCACUCCUGGGUCAUCUGCUUCUGGUCCUUAUUACUUUUCUAGGUUUAUACUUCCCUUGAUUAGAGACUAUUAUUUAUAUGACAUAAUUGAACGUGUUUGAUCCCAGUCAUUGGGAAUCAGUUUAAAUAGUCUUGAAACUGACUGCGGAGAGAUAAAGCCCAGUUUUCUGAAUUUAAGAGACAAUAUUGAGUAACCCUUUGGCAAUAUCAUGGAAGUUGGACACUUUUUUAAAAUCCCAUGUACACAUUAUCUGAGACCAGCUCGAGAAUGGGCUAUUAGGGAAAAAAGGAUUUUGCCAUGUCAAUGAAAGGAAAGUAGUCACACAAAAUGCUGUCAUUAUGUCAAAGGGAGAAGCUUAUUUCAGUUUCAAGAUUGUUUACUUUGUGUAUCCAGGAAAAUUCUCGCAUAGGCUGAGAGUCACUUGGAUAGCACCUACCUUAAAAUCUCUGGGAGAUAGCUUCAGAGAUAGAGUUGGAUCUUAAGACUAUUAGCUUUGCUCUUUAUGAUAAAUGCUACUUUAAUGCUAUACAGAUGCAAAUGAAUAAAAGAAGAUUAUGUGAUCACA